Molecule: messenger RNA, 2644 nt
Organism: Mauremys mutica (yellowpond turtle)
Lineage: Eukaryota; Metazoa; Chordata; Testudines; Geoemydidae
Gene: KCNJ3
Product: potassium inwardly rectifying channel subfamily J member 3
Exons: 4
Coding region: 354-1382 (342 amino acids)
Biological process (GO): potassium ion import across plasma membrane; regulation of monoatomic ion transmembrane transport
Cellular component (GO): plasma membrane
Molecular function (GO): G-protein activated inward rectifier potassium channel activity
Source: RefSeq, a predicted model, not a curated record
UUUGUGUGGCUCCUGGUUUUAAGGGGGGUGGGGAGGGAAGGGAAGGUUCUGCCUGUUAAAUAGGGAGCGAUUGGAAAGUAAGGGGUUGCAAAAAGAAAAAGAAGAAGCAUCUGAAAAAAGGGGAGCGAGGGGAGAAGCAGGAAGGGAAAGAAAAGAUUAGGUAAGGAGAGAAUCAGAAAGAGGAAGGGAGACAGAAAAGUGCAGAAGGGCAGAGAAACAGGGAAGGAAAGAGGCAGGGAGAGAGAAGAGUAGAAAAGUAGAGAGUGAAGGGGAGAGGCAGACCCUCGCCCCCUUGUGCUAUGCAAGCCUAGUGGUGCCUCCUUUCUGGUGACUCUGGCUAGCUCCUCCAUAUUAUGUCUGCACUCCGAAGGAAAUUUGGGGACGAUUACCAGGUAGUGACCACCUCUUCCAGUGGCUCAGGCUUCCACCAGCAGCAAGCAGCAGCAGCUGCUCCUAGAAGAAAGAGGCAGCGAUUUGUGGACAAGAAUGGUCGUUGCAAUGUGCAGCAUGGCAACUUGGGCAGCGAGACAAGCCGCUACCUGUCAGACCUGUUCACCACCCUGGUGGACCUCAAGUGGCGCUGGAACCUCUUUAUCUUCAUUCUCACUUACACUGUGGCCUGGCUCUUCAUGGCCUCCAUGUGGUGGCUCAUCGCCUACAUGCGGGGUGAUCUGAACAAAGCUCAUGAUGAUAACUACACUCCCUGUGUGGCCAAUGUCUACAAUUUCCCCUCUGCCUUCCUGUUCUUUAUUGAAACUGAGGCCACCAUUGGCUAUGGCUACCGCUAUAUCACUGACAAAUGCCCUGAGGGUAUCAUCCUCUUCCUCUUCCAGUCCAUCCUGGGCUCUAUUGUGGAUGCCUUCCUCAUUGGCUGCAUGUUUAUCAAGAUGUCCCAGCCUAAGAAGCGGGCAGAGACACUGAUGUUCAGUGAGCAUGCUGUCAUCUCCAUGCGGGACGGCAAACUUACCCUUAUGUUCAGGGUAGGCAACCUUCGCAACAGCCACAUGGUCUCCGCGCAGAUCCGCUGCAAGCUACUUAAAUCUCGGCAGACACCUGAGGGCGAGUUCCUCCCCCUCGAUCAACUUGAACUGGAUGUAGGUUUUAGCACAGGGGCAGAUCAACUUUUUCUUGUUUCCCCACUUACAAUCUGCCAUGUGAUUGAUGCCAAAAGCCCCUUCUAUGACCUCUCUCAGCGAAGCAUGCAAACUGAACAGUUUGAGAUUGUCGUCAUCCUAGAGGGCAUUGUGGAAACAACUGUUCAGAUGCCUCACUCUCUUCAGAGGAUCAGCACAGGGGGUGACAGUACAAAAUGCUCAGUGACAAUACUACAACAAUAUACCUUGUCAACAAACAGGGAGAGACAUCAGAGAACAGCUUUAUGAUCCAAAAAAUAGAGACUACAAACAAAGCAGAAGACUUCUCACAGUUGCUCUCCGCAUAAUGCUGUUAUAGAAGGCUAGACUAGGUUAGUGUUUGAGAUGGGAAUAGGUGGGAAAGCUGUCCCACUUAAACAGGGAGGGAUAGAAAAAUUAGAAGAGUUUUCUCCUUUGGGAAGGGAGGCAGGACUCCAAUUAUGGGGGAGUGGGGUAAAAGAGCAUAGGAAGUACAAACUACAAAUAUAUGCAUCUUCUGAACCUCUGUGCAGACCAGUACAUAUCAGUAUACCUUUUCUGCUCUAAAGGCUAUAACCAGAAUGGCUAGAACACUGGAAGAUGCACAGGGAAGUGGACUUAGAUUAUCAUAUUUAUGUCUCUCCCAUCUGUAAUUUUUAAGUUAUGAAUUAUCAGGAGAAAAUCCAAGUUGGUGGUCUUUGUGUGGCAGCUCUGUAAAUCCACUGCACUCUUCAUCUAAUAGCUGAAUUAUGAAUUUACUGUAAUUCCUUCCUGCCAUGCAGGGAAAUAUAACCCCUUUGUCAGGUACUUUUCCAUCCACCCACUCAUCUGUGAGACAGAAGCAAAAUAAAUUAGGCAGAUCUUCCAUUUCUUUAUUCCCAUCUGCUAAAUCCUAGUCUGUCACUUUUUUAAGAGGGUCUAUUUCUGUUACCUUCUGUCUAAUGUUAAUGCAUUUGGAAAGUGCUGAACUGUGAUCGCCUUUAUUGAAAGGACUAAUAGACUCUGAGUAUGUAAUCAUAUCUGGCACAUCACAAUAAUAUUUGGUGGUUUCAUGAUGUGUCACUUAUAUUGCAGAGGAUGUAAUCCUUUUUGUCCUUGAAAAGCUUUUGUGUAAUUUUUACUCAUCUCCCUAUUCUGUUCCUUAACUCACAUGUUGUUACAGUACAUGUUUAAAUUGUGGAUAAAAGCUUAUGCUAAGGAAAUGCUUUGGGAACAUGAAAAAGUAGGUUGCCAACAUUUUUGGAUUAUUCAAAGAAAGCUGCAAAACAAUUCCAUGUGGUUCUGCCAGGUUCAUCAACCCUAUCUCGGAUGCCUACUUCUGAGGUGUUUGGGGCCAAAUUUUGCUAUUACUGCUGUAAAUCUGGAGUAGCGCUAUUGAAGUUAUGGUGUUAUUCUAGGUUUACAUUGAUGUAACUGAAUGAUUAGUACUGCCUUCAUUUUUUCUGUUCUUUUCUUCUUCUUGGUAUUUGAAGGUCAGCUUAGCAUUACUUUGCUUCUCAAAGAUUGUGCAAAAUUUGAGGAAAAUUAAAAAA